AUCCGCUCGGGGUGUCACGCAGUUAACCAACGCCAGAGAAGGAGUGCGUUGGGAGAGAGAGCAGAGCGCAGCGAUGAGGAGAGCAGUGAGGGCCGCCGCUUUGGGGACUUCUUCAACAACGCCAUAUGGGCUCGGGAAUCAGGCCGGUGACCUUCGCGGGGUCGCCGUGGAUUCGUCUGGGACCGCGACGGGUGAGUCCGAGAACUGGGGCACCGCUAAUCGCUCGCCGGACGUCUGGCGCGCUCACCAAAUCACUGUUCGCCGUGGUCCGGUCUCUGCGCCACCCGAUUGCCGACGAGCAAGCCACCGUGGAAUCUGAGGUUCAGCAAGUAGAGAUAGCUGAGCAGGAGCUCAUUGAAGGAGAAGAACAGGUGGUCGAAGAGGAGUCGCCUAACACUGAGGAGUUCGAUCUGAUCUAGGUGGCGUUUCUCAGUUGACUUUGGCGCCGACGAUCCUUAGUUCGUUUUAUAUUUAUCUUUAUUUUGUAAUAAGUCUUCCGCUAUGUAAUAAAUACUCUGAUGUUUUAUGACAUUUAUCUCUAUACACUCUGUUAUUA
Messenger RNA from Zea mays, 556 nucleotides. RefSeq lists its product as uncharacterized. The record is from RefSeq and is marked validated. Lineage: Eukaryota; Viridiplantae; Streptophyta; Magnoliopsida; Poales; Poaceae.